GCAUUAGGAACAGAGAACUUUGGUCUUCGUUACAGCUGCACACUUCAGACCUAGUGGUCGGAAAGAGACGCAUGCGACUCAAUUUCCGUUCAGUUGCUUGCAGGUUUAAAAAAAAAAAUUAUUAGAUUAAUUUAACGGUUUACAUAGUACUGUUCCCUACAGAUGUAUGAACUGUGCAAUUUCCAGUGGAACCUUCACAAUUUAUUUCUUUUCUUUUUUUUAAUUAUUUGUUUGUCUUCCCUCGGCUCGUGUUUGGCAGGGUGGUCUUGUACUGGAUAAAAGGAGCUCAGCUGCGCUUUUCUUGAGGAACAGCCACGCGGGGGAGAAACCUUAAAAGAGACCACUGUCGGAAGGUCGUUUCCCUGUGCAUUACGGAAAGACGUGGUCCAGGUGUGCUUAAUCGAAAUUACGGAGUGUGAUUAGCAUUUUUUUUAACUUGUUGCUGUCCUGCAAGCACCGUGCUGAGGAAAUUUCACUGCUACUUGGGAUCGAAACAGCGUACAGUUUUUAGCUUCCCGGACGAGGCUUUGGAGUACUGCCUGUGAUAUUUAAGAAAAAACAUAUGCCCCCGUUUUAAUCCAAUCACUUUUUCGUGGAGAUGUCCAUUCGUCGCCUCGCGGCGGUCCAGUAACUGACAAAGAAGUAACAGAAGCUUCUGCAGGUGUUGCCAACAGCGGGUCAGCAUGGCAGCGGGAGUCGCGGCUUGGCUUCCUUUUGCCCGGGCAGCAGCCAUAGGAUGGAUGCCAGUGGCGAGCGCACCUAUGCCCACACCCCCCAGGGAGAAGAGGAGAACACAGGACGGACUCAUCAUCCUUAAUGUCAGUGGAACAAGGUUUCAGACCUGGCGGAAUACUUUGGAACGGUACCCGGACACUCUACUUGGAAGCACGGAGAGAGACUUCUUUUUCCACGAAGAAACUAACGAGUACUUUUUUGACCGAGACCCAGAUAUAUUCAGACACAUUCUUAAUUUUUAUCGCACCGGCAAACUGCAUUACCCACGACAAGAAUGCAUUUCUGCAUAUGACGAAGAGCUGGCAUUCUUUGGGAUAAUACCUGAAAUUAUUGGGGACUGUUGUUACGAAGAGUACAAGGACCGCCGGCGAGAGAAUGCUGAAAGAAUUCAAGAUGACCAAGACGAUGAAAACAACAAUGAUUCGGCGCCCCCUCAUAUGACUUUCCGAGAGUCGAUGUGGCGGGCUUUUGAAAACCCUCACACUAGCACAAUGGCGCUCGUAUUCUAUUACGUCACUGGCUUUUUCAUUGCGGUUUCUGUCAUGGCCAACGUAGUAGAAACGGUGCCUUGUGGGACCUCACCUAAGGGCAUCAAGGAGGUGUCCUGCGGAGAGCGUUAUGCACUGGCCUUCUUCUGCUUGGAUACCGCCUGCGUUAUGAUCUUCACCAUCGAAUACAUGUUGCGUCUACUUGCUGCGCCAAGUAGAUACAAGUUUGUGAAAAGUGUGAUGAGCAUCAUAGAUGUGGUCGCAAUUAUGCCAUACUAUAUUGGCUUGGUCAUGGCAGACAACGAGGACGUGAGUGGAGCUUUUGUCACCCUGAGAGUAUUCCGCGUUUUUCGGAUUUUCAAAUUUUCCCGCCAUUCAGCAGGACUGCGUAUCCUGGGCUAUACCCUGAAGAGCUGUGCAUCUGAACUGGGAUUCCUGCUCUUUUCUCUGACAAUGGCCAUCAUUAUUUUCGCCACGGUGAUGUUCUACGCGGAGAAAGGAUCUUCGGCCAGCAAGUUCACCAGCAUCCCUGCAGCGUUCUGGUACACCAUCGUCACCAUGACGACGCUCGGGUACGGUGACAUGGUUCCCAAAACCAUCGUGGGGAAGAUAUUUGGGUCGAUCUGCUCCCUGAGCGGGGUGCUGGUGAUCGCCCUGCCCGUCCCGGUCAUCGUGUCCAACUUCAGCCGCAUCUACCACCAGAGCCAGCGGGCCGAGAAGCGCCGGGCGCAGAAGAAAACCAGGCUCGCUAGAAUUCACGCGACGAAGAGCGGCGGCACUAACUCCUAUUUGCAAUACAAACGCAACGGGUUCCCCGGCAACCCACCGCAUCAGGCCUCCAAGGAAGCGGGACAGGCCCAGGUCUCCAGAGCCAACCCUGUCUUCGAGACCCAGCAUCACCACCUGCUGCACUGCCUGGAGAAGACAACGAACCACGAGUUUGUGGAUGAGAAGACGUACGAGGCGAACUUCAUGGAGGUGUCGCUGGCGAACCAGCUGGGCUCCCUCUCCUCCUCCCUGGGCUCCUCCCAGCACGGCCUCUCCUCCUGCUGCUCCCGCCGCAACAGGAAGAGGAGCCUGCACCUGCCCAACUCCACCGCCUCCGGUCGCCAUGGCAGCGUGCAGGAGCUCAGCACCAUCCAGAUCCAAGAGAGGCCGCUGUCCAACAGCCGGUCCUGCCUGAACGCCAAACUGGACGAGACCAUGCCGCUGAACUGUGACCAGCCCUACAUCACGGCGGCCAUCAUCACCAUGCCGACGCCGCCGGUGACCACGCCCGAGGGCGACGGGUCGGCCAGCUCGUCUGACUACUCGCAGGCCAACAUCGUCCGGGUGUCCGCCCUCUAGACUCCGCCCGUCCUCGCCACGGUGUUGUGCCUCAGAAGUGACGGGACGGGAGGGAGAGACUCAGCACCCCCCCUACUGGAGAGUCGCGGCCAUUGCAAGACCCGGGGAGCUAGAGCGGGACCUGUUUUGUAUUCCAGCGCUGCAGUGUGCUGGUUUUUAGUGUAACACUGACAUUGGGGAUACCCUGUCCAGGAAGGGGCGCUGUUCCGCUGGCAGCCUCCGGGCUUAAAGCUUCAGAUCCUACACUCUCACAGGAAAAAUCAUUUUUAACUAUUGUGUGUCUUUAAAUAUGUUGUCUUCAGAAUUGGAGAGGCAAGGAAGGGGGGAAGCCAUUUUUUUUUUUUAAAGACAGCAUUUAAUCACAUGCUUUGGAUAAGAGGAUGUUAUGUUGUAUCGUUAAUUGCAAAAAAUGAUGUAACAAGAAAGACUUUUGAUACUAAUAUGUGAAGAGGCACAUACUGUACAUGUGUGAGUGUGCGUGUGCCUGCGUGUGUAAGUGAAGCAUCAUGCAUGACCUUAAUGCAGUUCCUGGAUUUGUGACUGUGUGGUUCUCCCCCCGCCCCUUUCCCCUUUCCUGAAACUACACCCCCCAGCACCACGCGCAAUAAGGCUCUUUUCAGUCCAUCUCUGUGUUUCACAGAGGGCAGAAUCACUUGCUUACAUCUCUUACUUGCUCCGCUGAGUUACGCGGUGCACAGAGUAUGUUGAUUGGCCAUCAUGAAUACCGUCGAUGGCAUUCCCUGAUAUCCCCCCUCUCCGGGCCUGUCUCUAAGCUCCUUUGCCGUGUUUACAUGCUCAGUAAUGCAUAAACUGUGUUUCUUGGUUGUUGAAGACAUUUUAUAGCCGCGGUGAGUCGUACUCACGCAUUUAAAUCGCGAAAGAAGAAAAUGCCGAUGUUCUUUGUCGUUGUUUUUUGUUGGUCAUUUGUGUCUAUGAUUACAGCAUUCCUUAGUGCGCUUCGAAAGCAAUGAAUUAAGGAAGAUACAGAAAACCCUUUAAAUGAGGGGUGAGAUUGGAUGAGAUUGGACACUCCUGCUUUAUCUUACUUACAUGUCAUGCUUUAAAGAGGCUUACGAUAAUGGCCAAACCGCAACUGAUCUUUCUGUUUCUACUGCAGUUGCAGUUUUGCUAUUGAAUGGACUAUAAAGCUGGCUAUCUGAAGCAAACGAGGAAGACAGAGUUGUGAACCUUGAGGAAAAUGCUACUUGAUUAUGAAGUAUUGUAUUAUUCUUCCUUUUUCUCCAACAUAGCCAGAAAAAAAACCUAUCACGUAGCCUACAGUGUAAAGCAACGACAACAAAAUUGCAGUGGUGGAAAUACUGAUGCAAAGUUUAAUUUAAUUUCCUUGUGUAGAGCAGCUGAGCUGAACGGAGUUUCCAGUAAUCAAGAUAAGCCGGCCGCGUGCACAAUACUGGCAAUACGGCCCCUGUUUAAUGAAGCGUCCGACCAUUACGCUAUUAGACCUACAUCAUCCCCGCGCGUGGAAUGGAACGGAACGGAAUGCAACGUCACACUUCACCGUUCGUGAUCGCGAGUAAAUCGCGUCAAUGCGAAAUGGGUUUUUAAACCGAGGACGGAAAAUACUGACCUUAUGCUGUCAUUGCUCUUUUUCUGUUGCCUUGUGCAAUUGCAAAUUGAACAAUGAGUUUUUCUCAACGUUUUUAUCCCACAGUAGGUUACCGUACUGUUCAUCCUUGGAACGCCUUCCCCUAGAUCGCGCUCUGCUCAGAAACUGCGGUAUGAUUUCCAAAAUUGCCAGACUUGUGUGAAUUAUGCAACAAGGUUUUUUUGUACAGAUUUUCAUUUUAUUGAGAGAAAAAUAGAGAAACGCGGAAUAUUUUUUAAAAACAAAUGGUCAUGUACAGCUCAUUAAAUCUUACUCCAUUUUUGGGUGGAAAAAAAAAUAUGUAUAAAAAUAAAAAUCGCCGACUGUGUUUAGUGACCAAGUGCUGUAAAUUGUUCUUCUGUGUAGUAAAUAUUUAUCCCAGUCAUUUUGAUCAUUUCAAAUGCCGUUUCUGUUCUUUUAUUUUAGUUAGUAAUCAGGUACUCAUUAUCCUAUCAAUUCUAUAUCCUCCCAAGGCCCAGUAAUGUAUUUUUGUCCCCUGCAAGGGAUAUGAGUCUUUGGUCUUAAUCUCAAGAACCAUACAUUCUAGGCUACUAUGCUGAAACUUGCACUACGAGGGACAUUCGAUAACAAUAAUCUUAUAUUUUCACUGCAACAUGUUUUUUGUCAUCCAAGACACUUGUAUUAUGUCAUAAAAAUGAAAAUCCUUUUUAAAAAUUCGGGCAGGUCUCAGGAGGAUAUUCUUUUUUUGUUUGUUUUUUAACCGUUAGAUCAAAAAGAUGCAUGCGGUCAUCGACGAGUUUGGUCUUGUUGUACCGGAGAAGAGUCUGAGUUCUGUUCUCGAUUUGUUUGUCAAAACUGAAGAGGCUUUUAGAAAAGUGUAUUUAAUGUACAAGAGACUGUGUAUAUUCAAGAAAAGACUACUUUCAAUUUGUUACGGCUUGUGCUGUGGACAAAAUAUAAAAAAAUAUUUACGAACUAGAAACAGCAAA
This is a messenger RNA of Anguilla rostrata (American eel), 5126 nucleotides long. It is a transcript of the gene kcnd2, whose product is annotated as potassium voltage-gated channel, Shal-related subfamily, member 2. Gene Ontology annotation, biological process: potassium ion transmembrane transport; protein homooligomerization. Bases 684 to 2570 code for a protein of 628 amino acids. Gene Ontology annotation, cellular component: dendritic spine; postsynaptic membrane; neuronal cell body. The transcript has 7 exons. The record is from RefSeq and is a predicted model, not a curated record. Lineage: Eukaryota; Metazoa; Chordata; Actinopteri; Anguilliformes; Anguillidae. Gene Ontology annotation, molecular function: A-type (transient outward) potassium channel activity; protein binding.